This is a messenger RNA of Bradysia coprophila, 844 nucleotides long. RefSeq lists its product as uncharacterized. Lineage: Eukaryota; Metazoa; Arthropoda; Insecta; Diptera; Sciaridae. The record is from RefSeq and is a predicted model, not a curated record.
CCACAAGUUACUCACCUAUGUCCGUCAAGGCCUCCAAAGAGUGUACAUCGGAUAAUAUAAAAAUGAUGAUCAUCUCGUUACUGGACAUCAGUUGUUCGUUGCAGCUAGUAACAUGAAGGUCUUUAUUUGUUUGUGCGUAUUGGUAGCUUAUGCCUCAGCAGGCUUCUUAGGAGGCGGAGGUGGAGGUUUCGGCGGUGGAGGCCUAGGUGGCUUCGGAGGCGGCGGAAGUAGUGGUUGGAAAUCAGGCGGCGGAUCUGGUGGAUAUGGUGGAGGUUAUGGAGGCGGAAGUAGUGGAUGGAGCAGUGGUGGAGGCGGAAACGGAGGAGGAUGGAGCAGUGGAGGAGGAAGAGGAGGUGGCGGAAGCAAAGGUUGGAGCAGUGGUGGUGGAGGAGGAUGCGGUGGAGGUGGAUGCGGAGGUGGCGGAGGAUAUGGAGGCGGACAAACAGUAAAAGUUAUCAAAGUAUAUACCAGCGGAGGCGGCGGAAGUGGUGGUCAUGGAGGAGGUGGAUGGAAAUCUGGAGGCGGCGGUGGAGGUUAUGGAGGCGGCGGAUUCGGUGGCGGUGGAUAUGGUGGUGGCUCAGGCUGGAAAUCUGGUGGCGGAUCAAGUGGAUGGUCCAGUGGAGGCAGUGGAGGAUACGGAGGCGGAUCAGGCUUCGGAGGUGGAUCAGGAUUCGGAGGAUCAGGCGGUGGAUGGUCUAGCGGCGGAGGAAGUGGAGGAUUCGGAGGAAGUUCAGGCUCCAGCGGUUGGUGGUAAUAUGUCGAUGAACCAAUCACUUAGUACCGCAUCAUUUGGUUACCAAAAACGUGAUAUGUAAAUACGAAAAUAAACCUCUAUUUUCUGGAA